This is a messenger RNA of Coregonus clupeaformis (lake whitefish), 1985 nucleotides long. RefSeq names its product transmembrane protein 196-like. The coding region runs from base 838 to 1401 and encodes 187 amino acids. The record is from RefSeq and is a predicted model, not a curated record. The transcript is spliced from 4 exons. Lineage: Eukaryota; Metazoa; Chordata; Actinopteri; Salmoniformes; Salmonidae.
UAUUAUUAACUGGUUACCAAUGUAAUUACAGCAGUACAAAUAAAUGUUUGUCAUACAGGUGGUAUACCACAGCUUUCAUCCAAUCAGCAUUCAGGGCUCGAACCACCCAGUUUAUAAUAUGUAAUAAUGUGCGCAAAAUAAAACCUCUGGACUCAUUCAGCUAUAUACUGUAACAUUGGACCAUGCAAGCUAUGCAAUUGACAAUAACUUUCCUGCAAACAUAUAAAAUAUUAUGCAUUGUGCAUUAGCCCAUGCAUUAAGCAUUGAUUGGGGGUUUAAUUAAAUAUUAUUAUUUUUAUCCCCUUAGAGGCAAUUAAUGGGAUGAGUUAGUUAUAUAAUCUUACUAGCUAUUUACCCUAAAUCACCCUAAUGUAUAUAAACUGCACACAUGAGCGCUAUAAGAGGUCAAGGAAGUCACGUGAGUCGCGACCCAUGCAGAUGUGCGCAAGAAAAGUUUUGAGAGGGUGACAACUGGCGAGCGUGACGCGUGACUGUAUUUUACAGUAGAUCAAACACGCAUACUAGCUGUCCGCAGAGCGGUCCAAAACGCCUCCUGAGAAGUCCAAGUAGUCUAUGACAAGAUAUGAUUUAGGAAUACCUUUUAAAGUCUUACAGUGGAGUCAUUUUCACAGGGAACAUGUAAGUAGCCCUUACAUGCUGGAUCACUUGGUGGAUACUGGAUAGAAAACAUUCCCUCGCGCAAAAGUCCACCUGUGUAAUUUGGAUUAAUUGAUUAAUGUUUUUAGCGCAAAAAACAAUACUCUCUGCUUUUUGGGUGGUUCGAGGGGGUGACCACCACCACCACCUCUUGACUGACCCGCUGUGGAGGAAUGAGUGAUGCCGGAGAGAGGAUGUACCAUCGGGAGUCUGGUGGUACUGUCUGUGUUGGAGAUGGGGCUCGGUGCGUCCAGCAUCGCCCUCGGGGUGGUCGGCAUCAUCCGAGUCAGGUCGGUUCACAAGCUGCAGCUUGGGGAUGCCUCCCCUAUAUGGAGUGGAGUGUGUUUUCUCAUCUGUGGACUAUGUGGGAUGGUGUGUGCAAAGAAGAGGUCAGGCUUGAUUAUGAUCCUGUUUUCAGCCUGCUGUAUCUGUGGGCUGAUCAGUGGGAUCCUAAACUUCCAGUUUGUGCGUGUGGUGGCAAAGCGUCCCGAUGCCCUGUCGUCCCUCUACCUGGCCAUCAUGGUGCUGGCCUGCCUGGGCAUCGGAGUGUCCAUCCUGUUUACCUGGCUCACCUGUCGUCUGGCCAGCAGCGAACAGCAGAGGAUGUACCUGGAGAGAGAGCUGUCCCUGCACCACUCCCAUGAGAUGAGUGAAAAGGAGUUUGCUGAGAGAUCUGAAAGAGCAGCCAGCAUCCCCCAGAUCUCCUUCAAUGGAAAGUCCUCACCUCCAUUAUCAUUAGGCUAAAGCCCAGCUGUGUUACUGUAUUCAAAGCAACUUGGAGACAAUGUUGGUUCCAUACAACCCCAACGGUUGCAGGGGACGUGAUCUCUUGCACUUAACUGAUACACAAAGGAAUCAACUUAAUCAACGGAAGUUACGGCAACGCUAUGAGAAGGCACUAUGAGAUUUGACAAUCGUCUCACCAAUGACGAUGGAGGCUGAAUGAUGCACCUGGAUAGUACAUGGAAACAGCAGGUAAAGGGGACAAAGCUAUGGCACCUCCAAAGGCUCAAAAAGAAUAACUAAAACAUUUGAGAUUGUCAGUGUUGAGACAUUGAGAGACAUUACUGCUUCAGGGUUUGACUGGUCAUAGAGAUGAUGUCACACGGUGGAUGUUGUUUCCAGUACUAAUAUUUAUUUUAAUUAUUAUUUAUGUAUGUAUUAUUUAAAUAUAUUAUUGUUUAUUCAUAAGCAUGCAAAUAUAAUAACGUCCCAUCUGUGACAUGGUUUUACAAUUUAGAGAAUUAUAAUGAAUUAAAGGUUUAAUGAUGGUGAUAUAUAAUAUAAUAAGCCAUUUAGCAGACGCUUUUAUCCAAAGCAACUUACAG